UGUUUCCGUGUUCCCGUUUUAUUGCUUUGCUCGUCUUUUUAGCCCCGUCUCGCUCUAACACCGUAUGCUGCUGCCAAAGGCACUGUCUAUGUAUGUGUACCUUAUUGCGAAUAGUUGGCCGCUCUCUUUGAGGAAAGGCCGCGCUUUCCACUCAACAGUCCGUUGUCCGUGUGGUAAGGUCGGUAUCAGGAGUGUAUUUACGGUGAAAAAACUACCAAACUAUUGAACGAAUCAGCACAUAAUUCAGCAAAACAGUGGUACACUCUAUAUGUGUACAGAAGUGACAUAAAUAAAUCCGACCAGCCGCGCCGCCAUUACCGCAAGGGCUUUGCUGAUCGAAAACUGGUAGCAUCUUUUGUGUGGUAUCCUUGUUACUUGUACCAAGUGUUCGCCGUGUGCUUUGUGUCAACAAAUUAAAUCCCAAGUGUGUGGCCAUCUAUUGUUGUAAACAAAAACGGCAUUACAAAGUUUGAUCCACCCAACCCGCAGAAAGCCAGCUAACGCAGAAAACGAUGUCGCUGCACGUUUCGAAUCAGUCGUCCGGGCGCCGUACGCCGCAAGUGUACCAGGGAGGAUUCGGCGGUACGGCCUCGACGGUCGGAGGGGCUCAACCCAAUAAUGCAACGAAUGGUGCCGGUCGUCCAACGAAGGUGAAGCAAUCACUUAUUCCGGUCGCUGUGGAUCCUGGCACUGGUGUUUCACCAUCGAUGGCUUUGAUGACUUCUGGCGGUAACAGCAACAACCCAUCCACACCAUCGAAUGAAAUGCGAUAUCAGCAUGACCAUAUGUACGUUGCCGGUGUCAAACAGCAACAACCGGAAUCGAAUGGCGCAGGCAAGGAAUCGAAGAAGGCCACGAAUGGAAACAACAAUACGAACUUUGCGUCUGUCUCGUCGAAUGUAUCGGUUGACAAAUCUGUUUUGGCGAAAGCUAGCAACGAAAAAGAUAAGGAUGCCACUUCCACCAAAGCUGUUACUCCGGCACCAGCCGAGAGUGUUGCUAAGGUACGCGACAGUCCUCGCUCAAGAUCAUCCCAACAGAAGCAACUGGCAGAGGAAUCGGUUGGUGGUGCUGCUCCUAAAACAACAGAGCAACUGAAGCUAUCACCGGUCGUUUCAACGCCCAAGCAGCAGCAACCGGCAGGAAAGCCGUCGGUUGUAGAAAACUCUCUGUUGAAAGAGAAACCACUUAAAGGAUUCGCCGCUGAUGGUUCUGAAAUGGAAUCGUUGCUGCUUGAACCGUGGGACUACGAGGAUUCACCAAUGCCGGCAUCAGUCAAGAAGUCAAGACUGUUGCGCUACACCGGAGGCGGAAUGGCGCUGCACACUUCUUUUAAUAAAGGAUCGGGUGGUGACGCUGGGGACGUCAAGCUUGAUCCGGUGAUGGAACAGAAAACACCGGUGACUGAUUCAAUGGAACAGAAGCAACAACAACAGGAAAUCGGGAAACAAACCGCCGGUGAGCAGUCUAGUACCCCCUCCACUCCAACCACCGGCGAGGAAGGCCUGAUCAAUCGUCCUCUACGCUCCAUUACGGGUCGUCGGUCGACUCGUCCCAUCAGCAACAUUAUGCUAACUCACCGUCGAUCGGCAGAACAGAUGAACGAUUCUGUCUCGAGCUUGAACGUGACAGUUGGUUCAGACAUUCAUAACGACAGUCUGCGCACACCAGUUUCCUCGUCCCGUAAGCGGAAGGAUACAACACCGGAGUCGACUUCCGAUGGUCCGGUGGAGGGACUAGAAAGUCCGAAACGGGCACGCUUGGACUUCAGCGGUUUCCUCGGCCUCGUUGCCAGCCCCGUAACGAUGCUCAAGAAUCGUCUAUCACGCGUUAAGCUUCACUCGACCAGUACUCCAGUUGGCGGAAACGAACAUGGGCUGGCCGUCGAAGAGGAGAACCCGUCCAAAGUGGUCUCGGCGGAAGCUACCACCACCACAACCGUGCCGGCCACCGGUACCAACCCGGAAGACGCUAGCAGCAAGAUGAUGGUAGUCGAUGUUGGUGAAGAAGCAAAAGAAAAGAAAGACGCUGCAUCGACCGAAAAAUCCACCGAUGAUGAUGGUCCGGCCACCGCCGACACGAAGGACGACGAGAUACACGUGACAUACAAAGAGAAACAGAAUCAGUGGUGCAGUGUGAUGUAAACGAGCGUGACAUUCGGCGGUUCUUCCAUUUUUUUCUUCCGGCAAACAAUCAAUCCUGUUUUAAUUGAUUUUAAUUUCCUUUCCUUCAAGGCAAACGUAACAAUCGUUUCCUUUACUGUAGACGAAAAUUCACAUGUAAUGAAAUUUCGUUCUUUUCUGAUUCUAGUUUGAAUAAUCCCUUUACAGCUCUUCUGUCUUUCAUUUACGUAGUGAUAUGUAUUCAAACCUUACGUUCAUGUUCAUUUUCCUAAUGCUGAAGGACCUUUGGCGCCUUUCUUAUGGGAAAGUUUUUUGUCACAUACGUCCAUGAACUAAGAAACAGGAAGAGGCCAUUUGUUGUUCAGCCUUUAUCAUCUUUAGGUUUAUUUCUUACAGAUACUCGUAUCGAAAACAAUAAAUAUUGUAACAGCAGCGAUAUUAUGUUGACGGACUUCAAAGCACGUAAAAAAAUAGCCAACAGUAUGUCUAGAAGGGCUUGUUGACGGGGUGGAUCGUGGAUGCAUCUGAAGUACACAAUCUGGAUCCGAAACGAAUCAUUUAUGUAGUACGGCAGCGUGACUCGCUCAUUCGAUACAGGAGAAACCGAACUUGUGUUCUACCCCAAAAAGGUAGUAAAGCGUGGGGCGCAAGAAUAUCGAGAAAGAUUUGAAUUACAUCAAUCAAUAAAGGUUUUACUGGAAUGGUUGGGAAUAUGUUGUAAUUGUGCAACCGGCGGUACACAACAUGUCGUGAUUCUUGCAAUCAUUUAUACGUAGAACUGCUAGCUAUGAAUAUAAACACACACGUUUAUUGUAGAAUGGAUUUCUUUAAUUUGUUGUAUUUCGCACAAACCUCGAACGAAGAAAAAAUAAAAAACGAUCCAUU
Molecule: messenger RNA, 3008 nt
Organism: Anopheles bellator
Lineage: Eukaryota; Metazoa; Arthropoda; Insecta; Diptera; Culicidae
Exons: 2
Coding region: 513-2144 (543 amino acids)
Source: RefSeq, a predicted model, not a curated record